Messenger RNA from Triticum dicoccoides, 3456 nucleotides. RefSeq lists its product as uncharacterized. The transcript is spliced from 4 exons. The record is from RefSeq and is a predicted model, not a curated record. The coding region runs from base 1 to 798 and encodes 265 amino acids. NCBI's taxonomy places the organism in Eukaryota, Viridiplantae, Streptophyta, Magnoliopsida, Poales, Poaceae.
AUGACGCAUGUUAGAGGAUCGGGCUCCCUCACCUUUGUCCCCUUUCCCCACCCACACGGCGCCGCGGCUGACCUCCACCUUGCUGGCUGGCCGCCGUCUCUCUGCGCGCCCAGCUCCAGCCCCCGCCCCCGCCCCCGCCUUGCCUCUCCGCGCUCUCCCUGGCCACCGCGCCGUCCACGCCGACUCGCCCCACGACGACCACCGCGCCGUCGCUCCCCCCUCAUCUUGAAUGCCGGCGUGGUGGCGCGCCACCGGGAGCUGCGCCUCCAGCCACCAAGAUGGUCACCCGGAUCGAUUCACCUCCAGCGAGAAGCCGGGAAGCAGGGGAGCGCCACCCACCACGCAGCAGCAGCAGCAGCAGCAGAUGAAUUUCCACUUAGGAUUAGUCGGGCUGGAUUUCAACAAGCCACUACUCCAAUUUUAUUAAGCCAGUACCCCAAUUCCAAGAUGAUCCAGUAUACUGAAAAACACCAAGUGGAAAUUGCAUGGCUGUUUGACUUAGCAUGCCCGGAUGUUGCCAAGAGGCAAGGAUUGUUCGAAGCAACACCAACACAUUUUAUUCUUCAUGACAUGCACAUACAUGCCAACAUGCCUGAUUACCAACGCUACUGCAUCACCAUUGCUUCAGUGUGUAGCCUCAUCUCUGAGUACGAGGUGAUCCACACCUAUUGUUUACUUGACAUUAUUGGUCACAGGUCUUUGUUGGCUGCUUUCUUGGCAUUGCCGUGGGAUCCUGGACAGCAAACAAAUGCUGGUACCAAAUACCUCUCAGUUGUUCAUGGACUUCAGUUGAGUUGAAAGCCUGGUCUCCAUCGUCGCGGCAUGUUCCUGGUCAACAUUACAUGUGGCUGAUGAUUUGGGGGAUAACUGACGACAGACCUAUUACUGCAUGUUCGGUUAUGCUACAGACCACUGAAUUUUGUUCCACAGAAGUGAGCUCAUGGAAGAUAUCUGGUUUCAAUAUCAUUAUCAGUAUCCAAGCUGACUACUGCUAUGCGUGCUCUGUUCCUGACAAUACAUAUCUGCAAUCCAUGGCCGAGUGCUCUCCUGCUGAGAUAUGCUGACUUGGGUUCCAGGUGACAGUGUAUGGAUUCCUGUUGCAUAUGUUGUUGUUACCGAUGGCGUAUGGACCGUCAAGUGCUUCUGGGUGUUCCUCGUUGUUCCACAGGCAUUUCAGUUCCUUGCUUAUGUUGCCAUAUGGAGAUCCUGCAGUGUGGAGUUUUGUCAAGGCAAGUUGUCAGGGGAUCCAGGCAUCUGGGCCCUUCUCUAUUUCUUCGGACUUUUCACUCAAGCUGAAGUAUAUAAUAGGAAGGAGGAAUGUUGUAGCUCCAACCUACUAUCACGGCCACUGCCUCAACCAUGCUCUGACAACGUCUCUGUCAACCAACACUAUUACCUCAAUGCUUUCUGUGACCAAGUGAACAUCAGCGACGACUACUUCCUUGAGCAAGUCGGCGUCGUUUGCUACCUCAACCUCGCCAAGUUCCGCCUCAACUACGGCACCCACCGGCCACCGCCACCUUGGCGAAGUCAUGAAGCACCAAGUACCAUGGGAUCCCUUUGGUUUCCACAUUGAGUCGGCUUGAGUGCAAGCCGAAAUUUAAGGAAGAGGGAAUGUCAGUGGCCUCACUCUCUGUAGCUGGGCCGUACAGAAGGGCGCCUCUUGGGCCCGGGCCUGCCAGCAAACUACUACAUGAGAUGAGUACAAAUAGAACAGAAAGGCAUCUGAAGACGGGGACAAACGGAAGGGCUUCGGCCUCAGCUUGGCGUGGUGUCGUCUUCUCCGCUUUCCCGUUCCUGUACUGCUCGUCUUCCUCCCCUAUCCCCUCCAUGAAUUCCAUUAGUUAGCUUCCAAUUCCUCCAUCAAUGGCUUGCAACCUUUGAAUCAUAGCUGGAUUGUUAACAUUUACCCUGAUUCUUCAGUUCAGUUAAGUUGAGACACCCAAUUCCUCUGUCCCUCAUCUGAAAUCUCUUCUUCAGUUAAGUUGAGACACCCAAUUCAUCUGUCCCUCUUCUUAAAUCUCUUCUUCAGUUAAGUUGAGACACCCAAUUCCUCUGUCCCUCAUCUGAAAUCAAUUCUUCAGUUAGCUUGAGACAGAGUUGUUUGCUUCCCCCGUCCCGCAACGGCAGCCGCAACAUCAGGUUCAACAGUAUCAUCAGUUUCGCAUAAUUUCUUGAAAAAAAAAAUCUGUUGCCAUUUCCUCAAUCUGCUUCUUUUCCUGAACCAAGUUCCCCUCUGCAUCUUUUCGUUUCCCUGAUCUUAUUUUUCCUCUGUCGACAUGCGGCUUUUCGUUGAAAAUACAUAUGGUGAUUUGUUCCCCCUCUCUGAUAGUAGUGACUCGAGCGCGUUGGCGCCAUAGCAUCUUCUCUUCUCUGUACAGAUAUUCAUCCAACUCAUUUGAGCUCUGAAUCAGACUUGUGCCUUAGCUUCUGAGUUCUGAACUCUGAACCAGGUUUUUUUUUCUACUUCAGUUCAGUUUAGUUGGGACACCCAAUUCCUCUGCUCCUCGUCUGAACUUUCUUCUUCAGUUAACUUGAGACAGAGACCGAUAGAGAUCGAAUUUCCCGCAGCGGCAACCGCAACCGCUACCGCAGCCGCCUCUGAAGGAAAGAGGGCUUGCUGAGCCUCCCCUGUUGUGGCGUCUCCCCUGUUCCUCCCUUCAAAUACCCCCCCUCCCGCCCCAACCAACAAACGCAACGGCCCCAACCAACAAACGCAAUCCCCCUCCCACCGUCGCAAGAAAUCCGAGGCAACUCACCCCGUCCCAAGAAAUUCUAGCCAAGAAACCGGAAGCAAUCUCUGUCCGCCUCCAAUGGCCCAAGACGGGCAGAGGGCACGGAGAUCGUCUAUAUACGGGACAAAUUACGGUACAAAAUCUUCCCUUCCACCAGCCAAUUAUGUUUUGCUCCGAUCCGUACAUCGUCCAUCAAUAAAGGAGUUGCCUCCUCCUCUGUAACGUCCAACUUCUCCAUCGCCUCCGCCAUCUUCACUAUCACCGAGCUGGACGAGCCAGCCUUCUUCGAGCCAAUGCGGGAGGAGGGCCGAUCCAUCCCUUGCCCUUCGAUCUAGCGCUCCCCUGUCGAGAUCAGCGAGCGCCGAUGAGUCCCCUCGAUUCUCUAACAUUCGGAGGAAAGUCGGGUAAGCUACAGUAACCUGACUUUCCUCCACUCUUAGCCCAUGAACAAUGCUCAUUUCAACUUUGAAAAGACCAAUUUCAAUUUUUAAAAUAUCAAUUUCAAUUUUAGAAGACUCAUUUUAAUUUAAUUAAAAAAAACUCAUUUCACCUUUUUCAAAAAAAGUCAAUUUCAAUUCAUAAGCUCCCUUGACUUGGCUCAUUUCACUUUUUUACACAAGAAGAACACUGUAGCAUGUUAGAGGAUCGGGCUCCCUCACCUUGUCCCCUUUCCCCACCCCACACGGCGCCGCGGCUGACCUCCACCUUGCUGGCUGGCCGC